This is a messenger RNA of Neurospora hispaniola, 1665 nucleotides long. RefSeq names its product phospho-2-dehydro-3-deoxyheptonate aldolase. Lineage: Eukaryota; Fungi; Ascomycota; Sordariomycetes; Sordariales; Sordariaceae. The transcript has a single exon. The record is from RefSeq and is a predicted model, not a curated record. Gene Ontology annotation, biological process: aromatic amino acid biosynthetic process. Gene Ontology annotation, molecular function: 3-deoxy-7-phosphoheptulonate synthase activity. Bases 120 to 1565 code for a protein of 481 amino acids.
UCCAUUCUUAGUCACUCGCUGUUCGAAUACUACUGCCAAGACAUCACAAGCGCCACUUUGGCUUCGAAAUUUCCACCCACUUACACACCAACUUCACCAUCUUCAAAUCCGUCGUCACCAUGAGCCAACAAACGACACCAAACGCCUCCGGAUGGACACCCGACUCGUGGAGAUGCAAGCCCAUCAAGCAAUGCCCCGAGUACCCCGACAAGGCCGCCCUUGAAAAGGCCACCAACGAGCUCAAGACCCUCCCGCCCAUCGUCCUCCCCAACGAGAUCAUCCGCCUCCGGGAACACCUUCGCGAUGUCGCCCAAGGCAAGGCCUUCCUCCUCCAGGGCGGCGACUGCGCCGAGCUCUUUAGCUACUGCCAGCAAGACGUGAUCGAGUCCAAGAUCAAGCUCCUUCUACAGAUGUCGCUUGUCCUCCUCUGGGGCGCCGACAAGCCCGUUGUGCGCAUCGGCCGCAUGGCCGGCCAGUACGCGAAGCCUCGCUCAUCGCCCGUCGAGACCAUCAACGGCAAGGAAGUGCCCUCCUUCCGUGGCGACAUCCUCAACGGCUUCCACCCCGAUGAGCGUGAGCUGGAUCCUAACCGUCUCGUGCGCGCCUACCAGUACUCAGCAGCCACGCUCAACUACAUCCGCGGCGCCAUCGGUUCCGGCAUCGCCGACCUUCACGGUCCCCUCGACUGGGGCCUCGGCCACGUGCGCGACCCGGCUCUCAAAUCCAAGUACCAGGAAACCGUCGACCGUAUCCAGGAAAUGUUGCGCUUCAUGCACACCAUUGGCGCCGACCAAAACGAGAAGCUGUCGACUGUCGAGCUCUUCACCUCGCACGAGGGUCUCCUGCUCGAGUACGAGGAACCGCUCACCCGCUUGCUCAACCACCCUUCGGUCCGCUCCUACCCUCCCGACUCUACCACUCCCCCCAAGAAAGAAUACUACAACACGUCGGCUCACUUCUUGUGGAUCGGCGACCGCACGCGCCAAAUCGACCACGCGCACGUCGAAUACUUCCGCGGCAUCGCCAACCCCAUUGGCGUCAAGAUUGGUCCCUCGACACCUACUUCGGACUUGUUGCCUAUGCUGCGCACCCUGAACCCCAACCGCGAACCCGGCAAGGUUACGCUCAUUACGCGUUACGGCGCCGACAAGGUGGCGUCUCUCCUGCCUGCGCACAUCCACACGGUCGAAAGCUCCGAGUACGCCCGCACCGUGGUCUGGCAGUGCGAUCCCAUGCACGGCAACACACAAUCGGUCAGCGGCGGCAUCAAGACGCGCAAGUUCAGCGACAUCUUCUCGGAGCUUCAGCAGACACUACGCAUCCACAAGGAACAGAAGUCUUACCUGGGCGGCAUGCAUUUGGAAUUGACGGGUGACGCGGUGACAGAGUGCUUGGGAGGUGGUGCAGGGCUAGAUGAGGAUGACUUGAGUACUAACUAUACGAGCUUCUGCGAUCCGCGGUUGAACGAGAAGCAGGCGCUGGAGCUGGCGUUCCUGGUGGCGGAUCAUUAUAGGCAGGAGAGAAAAGAAAAGGAGGCUGAAAGGAGAAAGUCCUCGGUGGUUUAGGGGGCCGCUUGUUUGAAGAUGUGGAGGAGCUGGCAGAUGAAAAAAGUAGUGAGGCUACUGGCGCGAAUGGGAGUGCUCCUACUAUUGGAGGAACUGCUAC